Messenger RNA from Marmota flaviventris (yellow-bellied marmot), 366 nucleotides. The record is from RefSeq and is a predicted model, not a curated record. NCBI's taxonomy places the organism in Eukaryota, Metazoa, Chordata, Mammalia, Rodentia, Sciuridae.
AUGUUCUCAGCGGCGGCUGAACCAGGACCUAGUCAGAAGCAGCACUCGCAGCUAAAGUGCCUGCUCAAGGCCAAAAAGGAGGCGCCUCCCAGGGAGAAACCAGAGGCGGUGAAGACACAACUGCGGGACAUGGUAAUUUUGCCUGAAAUGGUGGGCAGCAUGGUUGGCGUCUACAAUAGCCAGACCUUCAACCAGGUGGAGAUCAAGGCUGAGAUGAACGGACCUUACCUGGGCGAGUUCUCCAGCACCUACAAGCCCGUGAAGCACGGCCCGACUGGCAUUGGGGCCACCCGCUUGUCCCCCUUCAUCUCCCUCAAGCAGCCUGCCUGGGGACAGGCCAUGCAGCACAAGAACACCAGCCUGUAG